Messenger RNA from Daphnia carinata, 1796 nucleotides. RefSeq names its product E3 ubiquitin-protein ligase HERC2-like. The transcript is spliced from 9 exons. Gene Ontology annotation, cellular component: external side of plasma membrane. NCBI's taxonomy places the organism in Eukaryota, Metazoa, Arthropoda, Branchiopoda, Diplostraca, Daphniidae. The record is from RefSeq and is a predicted model, not a curated record. Gene Ontology annotation, biological process: biological process involved in interspecies interaction between organisms. The coding region runs from base 68 to 1144 and encodes 358 amino acids. Gene Ontology annotation, molecular function: carbohydrate binding.
CGCGUUUUCAUAAAUACAGUGAAAAGCUAAGUUGUGGGAAAAAAUCUUGAGCCGUCCUGCUGUUGUGAUGAUGUCCCUUCGAACGGUAGUUUUGUUCCUGCCCGUUUUAUUUGUCGGUUCGAUCAAGUCAAAUGACCCAGAAGAGCCAACUAGAUUUAAAAGAAUCAUCGUUGGCAAUGGCUCUGCUGUGCUGCCUCCACGACCACUACCCAUCGGGAAUUUGUCCAGCGCUCUAGGAGAAGCAGAUUGCUACCUUGUUAACAGCCGUUUCUAUUGCAUUAGCCAAUUUCUGGCUAGUUUUACGGAUUCCAACCGAUACUGCCGUGAAGAAAACAUGAAACUGCUUUAUUUAGAAAACGAAGAAGAGCAUGAAUACCUUUACGAUUUUAUGGGCAGCAACUACCGUGCGUCGGGCAAACUGUUACACAAAACAGACUUCGCCAGUGAUGAAGACUAUUCUGCUUACGUUUUCGAUAACAUAAGUCCGGGAAUGUUGGUGAAAUGCAUAUCUGUGUGUGGAAGCCAAAUACGGCCUUCUGUAGACGAAGGUCGAGUGCUAGAUUACGAGGACCGUGAGUAUAUAGGAUUGGCCGUAAAAGUGCAAUGGAAAACGGGCAUAGUUAGGUGGUAUCCGGCGCAGAAUCUGAUAAUGGGUGCCUUUCGUAGUCAAAAUAACAGUAACAAUCGCCGGCCGGCUGAAGGGGUGUUGACCCUGGAAGAGGAUAUAUUUGAGCCAGGCGAUAAGGUACGUAUUCGUCUAUCUGCUGACAUGUCAGUGGACAAUUUAAUGGCACCUCAGCAAACCCAACGAAGCGAGAUCGGGAUUAUCUCAGAUUUGGAUUUUUCUGGUGGAAUUGGAUUGGUCCACUUCCCGAGUAACAGAGCAUGGCGAGGUCCUUUGGCUUCCUUGGAAAUAGUCGAUAAGCGGAAAGGACUAGGCACCUACUGGACAUCAGGGAGAAGGAAUAGGCAAAAUAAUUGGCUGUGGACAAGCAAUAAUGAACGUUUGAGUUACACCAAUUGGGCUACCGAAGAACAACACUCGGUACAUAGAGGAAACUGCCUCCAAAUUAAAUAUCACAAACACGGAAAAUGGUAUUCUGCUAGCUGUGCUGACCGAAAUUAUUUUAUUUGCAAGAAAUGAAUGCAUUAUUGCACGAAAAUUUAUUGGUGGUGAACAAGUGAGUGCCCUUAACUUUUCAUUAAUUACCAAUUUUGAAACAUUAAAAUUCUGUCCAUCUUCAAGAAUUUAAAUUCUUUUCGUUUUUAGUUAAUUUUUAGUCAUGCAAUAUUUUCAUUUAGGAACAGACUUAUUAAAAUUUAUGGGGAACUAAAUAACUUACGACACGAAUUUGAGUUAAACUCGUCGGUUUAUAUCUGGCGCUAGUUGCCGUCCAAUUUCAUUUCUAUCACUACCAGGGGAUGUGCAGUUGGACAUUCCUCCAAGCUGUUCGGAAAGUUCGGCCUUUAAAAACUAUCUUUGGCAUUGACUAUUACCAUUUAUUAUCUGGACAUUCAUUGCUGAAACAGGGUGCAAAUAUUUUUGGAGCUUUUUCGUUUUUUUCUGGAAUUUGAUGGCCUUGGCGCAUAAUCUGCCUUGGUCUUGGCUUGCAUCGUUAAGAAGGAACGCCAUUUCGCUGUCUUUCCCUCUCAUUGCCGGCAUUCUCAUCUACUCUGAUUAUUCCUACACUCAAAAGUGUAAGGCUCGCAAAGUUUCUCUAGUAAACGGACAAUCCGAAGAUCUUGAAAAUGUCCAUGGUUAAAGAACUUUCCAUGACAUGGAGCUUUGUAAAGCA